Tremella mesenterica DSM 1558 is the source of this 1302-nucleotide messenger RNA. RefSeq lists its product as uncharacterized. Gene Ontology annotation, cellular component: nucleus. The record is from RefSeq and is a predicted model, not a curated record. Lineage: Eukaryota; Fungi; Basidiomycota; Tremellomycetes; Tremellales; Tremellaceae. The annotation marks the transcript as partial. Gene Ontology annotation, biological process: tRNA pseudouridine synthesis; mRNA pseudouridine synthesis. The transcript has 9 exons. Gene Ontology annotation, molecular function: RNA binding; pseudouridine synthase activity.
GACGGAGUAAAGAGAUUACCUAAGAAAAGAGUCGCUCUUUUGAUAGGUUAUUGCGGUACGGGUUAUUCAGGUAUGCAAAUUCAACCAGGAGAAGCGGAGACUAUAGAAGGAGAAUUAUUUCAAGCACUCGUCAAAGCCGGUGCGGUCAGUAGUGAUAAUUCUAAUGAUCAUCGGAAAGUCGACGUGCAAAGAGCUGCGAGAACAGAUGCCGGUGUACACGCAGCGGGUAAUUGCGUAUCGUUGAAAAUGAUUAUCAAUCCUGUUUUACCACCGGAACAUGAGACGUUGAAAAGUCUGGUCAAUUCUUACUUACCGAAGCAAAUAAGGAUGUGGGGCUUUGUGAGAUGUAUCAAGUCGUUUGAUGCUAGAACCUCAUGCGAUUCAAGAAUCUACGAAUACCUUCUUCCCUCUUAUUGUCUCUUACCUCCCACUGCUUCUUCCUCCUUGGCUAAACAACUCGACUCCAGUUCCCCCGGAUGGCGAGAGGGCUUAGGACCAGGAACAGAAUUCGUCAAUGCUGCACCUCCUCUGGUGGAGGUGGAUGAAUCCGCUGUCACUACCGAUACUCCUGCCAGGAGAGGGGAAUAUGAACGAAGGAGAAAUUGGAGGGUUGAUGAGGGUACCAUGGGAAGGUUUAGAGGUUUGAUGAGCAUGUAUCUUGGGAGUCAUAACUUCCACAAUUACACAGUUGGCAGACCAUUCCACGAUCGAGCGGUCAAAAGACAUAUGAUCCAAAUUGAUGUUUUGGACCCAAAGGUGUAUGGAGAGAUAGAAUGGAUUUCAGUCCAGAUUCAUGGACAAAGUUUCAUGUUACAUCAAAUCAGAAAAAUGAUAUCGAUGGCCGUAUUGGCCUGUAGGACAGGUACACCAGCAAAGAUAAUCAGUGAAACUUAUGGAUCAAAACGUAUUCACAUACCUAAAGCACCCCCACUCGGCCUUUUACUAGAAGCUCCACAGUUCAAAACUUACAACAAACGAAUCCGAGAAAACAGUCAUCAAUAUGAUCAUGAACCAGUGGACUAUACGUCUUACGCUGAGGAGAUUAUGGCUUUCAAGGUCAAGUACAUAUAUGAGAGAUUAAGGCAAGAAGAGUUGGAACGACAUGUAUUCCAAAAAUGGACUAGACAGAUGGAUGGGAUUUCCGAUAAUAUACUCCGCUUUCUCAACACAAACGGUAUCAUACCCGACGAAGCCACUAUCCCCACAGGCCCAACACCCAAAAAACGUUCAGAAGUGGAGGAAGUGGGAAGUGAUGAAGAAGUGGAUGCGGAGCAACUCAAGCGGGGAGAAUUGGAGGGAUGA